Molecule: messenger RNA, 954 nt
Organism: Penicillium chermesinum
Lineage: Eukaryota; Fungi; Ascomycota; Eurotiomycetes; Eurotiales; Aspergillaceae
Exons: 1
Coding region: 1-954 (317 amino acids)
Source: RefSeq, a predicted model, not a curated record
AUGACAUUGAUAAACUUGCCUCAGCCUCACCUCAAUGAAUCGAUACGGGAAGUCAAUAAAAGCUCCUGGCUAAUCUCAAACAAGCUUCUUCUUACUCGUUCGGCGUCACCACUCCCGGACAGAAUUCCAGCCGACCAAGCAUGCUGGAGCGACAGCAAUGAGGGCCAUUUCAUCCUCUCCACUGCGCCUGAGCCUCUUCCCGAUUCCAAACCCCUCGCAGAAGAUUCACUUUACAUUUCGAGAGUCCACGCAGUUGACAAUCAAGCGGCCGUUUGGCGAGCAGGCGAAGCCUUCAUCAAGGCGCAUCAGAUAGACUAUCCGCAUGUGACUAGAGAGCAUAUUACCUUGCAGUUUCUCAAAGACAGGCGGCCCCUGGGCUUUGGGUUUCCGGAAGUUUAUCAUCAUUUUGAGACUUCCUCGCGAAAUUUUCUCGUCGUCUCGAGAGUUCCCGGCCAGCUGCUUGAGGAAGCUUGGCCUAACAUGGACGAAACUCUUCGCCAGUAUUAUGUCGGCAAAGUAGCAGAUGUUUGCGAUCAGUUAGCGGCAUGGAAGGGCGAUAUCAUUAGUGGUGUGGACGGACACCAGCUAUUUGAGCGUUAUCUCGUCAAAGGCAACAGCAAGAUGACGGAUGCCCUUUCUCCACAGCAGCUUCUGAAGAAUUGUACCGAGAUGUCUAUGAACGUCUCUGACCUUGUCUUCUAUCAUUGCGAUCUUGGUCCUACGAAUCUUCUUGUCGAUACAUCAACAGGCUCGCUAGGUAUUAUCGAUUGGGAGCUUGCUGGCUACGUUCCUAUUGAAUGGAUUAGGACAAAAUUUCGACUCUCGGCAGGAAUGGAUUUCAACUACGGGGAUGAGGACUCCAAGAAGGACUGGCGCCGCAGGGUUGCUCAGCACCUGGAGAAGAUGGGCUACGGCGAUGCCGUGGAUGCAUGGUGGAAGUUUCAGGAUAGCUAG